Drosophila ficusphila is the source of this 1047-nucleotide messenger RNA. It is a transcript of the gene Sbp2, whose product is annotated as selenocysteine insertion sequence-binding protein 2. Gene Ontology annotation, molecular function: mRNA 3'-UTR binding; selenocysteine insertion sequence binding; ribonucleoprotein complex binding. The coding region runs from base 33 to 983 and encodes 316 amino acids. Gene Ontology annotation, cellular component: ribonucleoprotein complex. NCBI's taxonomy places the organism in Eukaryota, Metazoa, Arthropoda, Insecta, Diptera, Drosophilidae. Gene Ontology annotation, biological process: selenocysteine incorporation. The transcript is spliced from 3 exons. The record is from RefSeq and is a predicted model, not a curated record.
CACUGUUUGCUUUUACCAACACUGUUUUAGAGAUGUCGCGAAGUUCGGACAAGUUAAAUUUUAUAGAUCAAAACACUUUCGACAAAAUCCGAGAUACGGAGGCUAAGGAUGCAGAAACCAAGAUCACUCCUCGUAGCUCCAAGUUCAAAAGCAAACACAGAAAACCGGAGCAACAACCUACGCUUCUUGAUUUUCUCGUCAAGCCGCGACCAAGCACACAAAGGCAAUUGAAAUCAAGGAAACUGAAGAAGCCUCAUUUAACCAUAUCAAGAGGUAUUUAUACAGCAACCAAAGCCAAGGGCAAGACGCGACUGAAUCAUAAAAAAAAGGUUACAAAGUUGAAAAAGUCCGUAUGCAGUUAUCGAUCUUUAAAAAAAACGGAAGGAAAAGUCGCCGUGCAGAAAGUUGAAAAUAUUGCGGAAGACUCACAAGAGAUCCAGCAGGAAACUAUACCAGUAGAACGGCGAUUUCAGAAGCUAUCCCUUGUUGAGCCCACAAAGGAAAUCCAUUCCAUACACUCCCGACGUUUCAGAAGCUAUUGUGACAACUGCACCCGCCCGCGCCUAAGGGUGUUGGCCAUACAAUUGCUCAAGGAGCUGGAUCGGUUUCAGAAACGCGCUUUCGCCAAAAACGAGAUCAAGGCGCGGGCACACCCCCGCCUGGUCUUGGGUUUUCGAGAGGCUCUGGCCAGAUUGAGGAUCAACAAGGUGAAACUUUUAAUUGUGGCCACCGAUUGUGAGGCCUGUCCAGGAGAAAGUGGCCUGGACGAGACUAUAGACGGCUUAAAAUUUCAGUGCCAGCAGCACAGUGUACCCUACUGCUUUCCAUUGGUCAGGAGAGAGCUGUCCUAUGCCCUCCAGAAACGGGCACAGAUCUCCUGCGUGGCAAUCCUGGACUUCGAUGGAGUAAACGCCAUCUACGUUGAUCUUCUCAACGAAUUGGACGACGCUCGAGCCGAAUACAAACGCCGAACUGCGUCGUGAGAGUUUAUUUAGUGCCAGAUACAUAAUAAAAGUGCCAAGAUGUGCCUUAUACUUUGAAAAAACA